Symbiodinium sp. CCMP2456 is the source of this 924-nucleotide messenger RNA. NCBI's taxonomy places the organism in Eukaryota, Dinophyceae, Suessiales, Symbiodiniaceae. The record is from the annotation of a GenBank genome assembly.
AUGUACUCCACCGUUUGGUUCCAACAUGGCAUCAUCGGGAUCUGGCGGAGACAGGCCUUCAGGGAGACGAUGCAGGAGCAUCCUUUCCUGCCGUUCGGAGAAGACAACUGGAACGGCACGAUCAAUCUCCUGAAGCAGCGGGCGAUGGCGCAGGAACUGCGAAGUUCGGUGACGACCUAUGCCCCCGGUGCUUUCUUCCCCGGGAGCAGCUCGCGCGAUCAAGGCUACGGCGCCACAUGCCUCUGGAAGCAGCGUGCUGAGAGGUGGUGUGUGAAUGCGCCCCGGAGACUCUGGCUACGGCUGUAUCUCAUGCUCUUCUAUCGCACCGGCUCCCUCUCCAGGACCCUCGUCUUUCAGGUCACUUCCGCCCUGCACCUGAUGAGCGUCGUAGGUCACCUCCUCGCGCCCUUCAUCCUGCUGCAAGCCCUGGUGGUCUUCGUGGCCUUGGACGACUGGAGCGAGGUGUCGCGGCACAUGCUCGGGGCACUUGCCUCCUUUGCUGUCUGUCAGUGGGCCAACGGGCUUUUUCUUAGUGCCUUCCUUCUGAGAGAUCAGCCGGGUUUACAAGCUGAUGCCAUGACGUUGCUGCUCUGGCCGCUCUACUCCACGUUCCUGCAGAUCUGCACGCUCUACGGGCACUGGAGAUGCCUCCUCUUCUACAUCCCCUUCUUCCCCAUGCGCCACGGCCUCUACACGGAGGGCGGGAUGGACCCGGAUGCUUUGAGGCAGCUGCAUGGGAUCCACUGCGUAGAGGAGGAGAGCUUCGAGUCUCGAAGUACACACGACGGAACCAUCUUCGAGAUCGAUCAGAUCCGGGCCCUGCAUGAGACGGAGACGGAGCUCACUGGCCCCCACUGCGUCUUGCAGGAGGUGCAGGUGGCACUGCCGGACACCAGCGACCCGCAAGGGGAGCUGGUUUGCUAA